AUGUCAGACUCAACUCUCUACCUCUAUACUUCCCUCACCGCGGGGUCGUCGCACAUUGUCACCGCAACCUCCAGAAUCGAGACCAUCCUCAAAGCCAAUAAACUCCCCUUCCGUGCCGUUGAUGUCGCCACUGAUGAAGCCGCCCGGAAACUCUGGGGCCGACGCUCCAAGGGCAAGAAGCUUCCAGGGUUGGUGAAAUACGGCGACAUUGUGGGAGAUCUUGAAGAAGUCGAAGAAUGGAACGAGUUUGGUGAACUACGUAUGCAGCGACCGAGACCAAACCCGAACCCGCACCCGCGACCCCCAAACCCUCCACGACCAAGAGCCAAGACCCCCCCCGUUACCAAGCCCGAAGACAAGAAGGACGAUUUGGCUGUGUUGGCCCUGCGCCAAGCUAGCUCCGAGGCUGCCUCCAAGGCGAAGGCCAAAUCAGACGAUAAGACAGAGCCGAAAGAACAGAAUGCCGAAGCACCUGCGGCUAGCCGCGCGCACCGUGGCUCGGUGGCCCCCGAAUUACCCGACAUCGCUCCGGAUUCACCAAAGUGCGCCAAACGCCCAGCCCUAGUUCCCGAGCAAGCGGCUGUAUCUUCGGCAAACUUCCACGUGGAUAACGCAGAGGUGCUUGGGUUGGUUGGACAUCACCGUGGGCCCAGAGUGUCGACGCUCGAGGAUGCGGAUCAAGACAAGACGGUGCACGAGAUCAGACAAUCCAUUUCUGCGGAGCCGGGAACAGGAAAUCUCGACGCCCUGCGCAAAGAGGCUGCGGAGAAGACAAAGUCCGACCCGAUUGAGGAAGUUCCAAGUCCGAUUGUUGAUGAUGUGGCCAUCGAAAAUAAGGAAGAGCUUAUGGAACCCAAUGAGCCCAAGGGUAAUGCGAUCGCUGAAAUAAUUGCGACGGCUGUGGCGCCUCAAGGACCCAAGCCCGAGCUUAAGGAGGCCAUUAGUGCGAAGGAUGAUACCAAGGCAGGGCUGGUUCCCGAGUCGGCGGAGUAG
Molecule: messenger RNA, 993 nt
Organism: Penicillium coprophilum
Lineage: Eukaryota; Fungi; Ascomycota; Eurotiomycetes; Eurotiales; Aspergillaceae
Exons: 3
Coding region: 1-993 (330 amino acids)
Cellular component (GO): cytoplasm
Source: RefSeq, a predicted model, not a curated record